GACGGGCGCUCGGACGCCGGGCCCGCCUCGCCGCCGCCCGGCCUCGCCGCCGCCGCCGCCGCCGCCGCCCUCGCGGGCCUGGCCCCGCGGCGCCCCGGCGCGCCCCGCCGCUCGGGGGGAUGUCUUACAAACCGAACUUGGCCGCGCACAUGCCCGCCGCCUCCCUCAACGCCGCUGGGAGCGUGCACCCGCCCUCCACCAGUAUGGCGACGUCCUCACAGUACCGCCAGCUGCUGAGCGACUACGGGCCACCGUCUUUAGGCUACACUCAGGGAACUGGGAACAGCCAGGUGCCCCAAAGCAAAUAUGCUGAGCUGCUGGCCAUCAUCGAGGAGCUGGGGAAAGAGAUCAGGCCCACCUAUGCGGGGAGUAAGAGCGCCAUGGAGAGACUAAAACGAGGCAUCAUUCAUGCCAGAGGACUGGUUCGAGAGUGCUUGGCUGAAACGGAGCGGAAUGCCAGAUCCUAGCUGCCUGUUUGCGUGGAAGGUUUUCCGUCUUCUUCCAAGAAGAGAAGUUAUAGCUCAACUCCCACGUUCAGAUGAAACUCUUGUUUUCAAAAUGGUAACAGUUCGGUUUCUCCUUCCUGUGUCCCUGCCAUGGUUCAUGAGGCUCUAAGAUUGAGAAAUAUUUUGCCGUUGAUUAGGAUUUACAUUUUAAAUAGUUAGGAAUUACCCAGGUUUUUUUUUCUUUUUUUUUCAAGCAUUGAUUUAGAAGAUGCACGGAAAAGAUACCUAUCUCACAGCAAAGAUACCAGUGUCUCCCUUUUAUCUUCCCUUUUGAAUACCGUUAUGUUACCCAGAUUGUUCUUCGUUCCUUUUCAUAAGCUAAUACAACAACUCCAGGGUUUUGUUUCUAGUGCAUACGUUUGCCACAUGGUGUGGAUUCUGCUUAAUGUAACUUCUUUUGUGCUUAAGCAUUUGCCUGCAUGACUAUUAGUGCUUUGAGGUCAAAUUUAAAAAUGCACAAGUUAUAAAUACAGAAGAAAGAGCAACCUACCAAACCUAACAAGAACCCCCGAAAAUAUUCCUACUAAGACUGUGUGUGGAUUUCAGUUCUGCCUUUCGUGUAAGUUGAUCCAAACAUCUGGAAGAAAAUGAUUAAAACUGUUUGCAUCUUUGUAUGUAUUUAUUACUUGAUGUAAUAAAGCUUAUUUUCAUUAACAA
Molecule: messenger RNA, 1163 nt
Organism: Neofelis nebulosa (Clouded leopard)
Lineage: Eukaryota; Metazoa; Chordata; Mammalia; Carnivora; Felidae
Gene: CDK2AP1
Product: cyclin dependent kinase 2 associated protein 1
Exons: 4
Coding region: 120-467 (115 amino acids)
Cellular component (GO): nucleus; cytoplasm
Source: RefSeq, a predicted model, not a curated record